Messenger RNA from Ceutorhynchus assimilis (cabbage seed weevil), 3111 nucleotides. The record is from the annotation of a GenBank genome assembly. Lineage: Eukaryota; Metazoa; Arthropoda; Insecta; Coleoptera; Curculionidae.
AUUUGACAUUUUGUUUGAGGUUUGAGGUUAGGACUUUUGUUUUGAUUCAUUUUGGAGGGAAAAUUUUGUGUGUUGCCUUGCAAAACAAAAAUAAAAAAAUGCCUCAGAUUAAAAUAGAACGUGUGCUCAGUUUUACCAGCGAAGAUCCCACUCACAAUGCAAACAAUAUCCUAUCAACAGACAGCUCAAAGAAAUGGAAAUGCAAAACUGCAGGCGAGCAAAGCGCCUCCGUAGUCCUACAAUUAGACCAGCCCUACAAUAUAAACGGCAUUGACAUUGGCAAUGAAAAUUCAGCCUACGUUGAAGUCUUAGUAGCCCGUUCCAGCACCCCUGAGGAUUUUAAAGUUCUUCUAGUUAUGUCCUCUUUUAUGAGUCCAAUCGAAGCACGACAAAGUCAAAACAUCAAUAAAGUAAGAAUGUUCAAACAGGCCGAUUUGUCACAACCAGAACGAGAUGAGAAAUGGGAUAGAGUAAAAAUUGUCUGUACACAACCAUUUAACAGACACCUACAAUACGGGUUGAGUUUUGUUAAUUUGUAUUAUUCAGAUGGUAAAAGUUUAGAAAAACCUAAAACACAAACUACAAUAGGCAAAUUCACCCUUAGGCCUGAGUCACCCGACAAUAUAUCCAUAGGCAGUUUGUUUGCUAGGAAAAAACUACAGCCUGAAAACAGUGGGGAGUUGAAGGGAGCUGCUGCAAUUAGAGAAGCUACAGCUUUGGCACAUACAGGUUCACCUGCAACAAAAAAAAUUAAUUUAAAUCUUCCUAAGACACCUAAACUACAACAGAAAAUUACUAAUAAAGAUGACGACGAUGAUGAUUCUGGAAAGAAAAGGCAAGAAAGGCACAGGAAUGAGUUACUUUAUAGUAAAGAUGAAGAAGAUAAACAUGAUAAAAUUGAUAAGUUAAUUAAGCAAAAGGAGGAGGAGAAGCAAAAUGAAGAGGAAAAGGAAACAAUAUUGCAUAAACAAAAGGAUACUCCAAGCAAAGUCACCGAAAAGAAAAAAGGUAAAACUCCCAAGAAAACCCCUGUUGCUACAACUUCAACUAAACCUGAAACACCAAAACCAAAAGAGACUCUAAAAAGAAAACAUGACAAUUCAGAAGAACAGAAAAUUAAGAAACCGAAAAAAAUUGCUGCAGUAAAGCCCUUGGAAAAACCUGCAGGAAAACCCUUCGCAAAAUUACUAGAAGAUGUUGUUUUCAUAAUAAGUGGAAUUCAAAAUCCGGACAGGGCAAGCUUGAGAAGCAUGGCUCUGUCGAUGGGCGCCAAAUACAAGAAGGAAUGGGAUGGCACUUGUACGCAUUUAAUUUGUGCCUUCGCCAACACACCAAAGUUUAAUCAAGUUAAAGGAAAAGGUAAAAUUGUCAAAAGAAACUGGAUAGACGAGUGUUACAAUCAAAGAAAAAAAUUACCCUGGCGACGAUUUGCUUUGGACAAAGCCGACCGCGGGCCUGAAAGCGAAGAAGAAAUUUGUGAACAAGAUGACUCUCCUAUUCCAGCCCCAAAUUCGCCACCUAACGGAACUAAUUCUGAUUUGGACGAUGAUACAAGGGAACAAGGUUCUGAUACUGAGGAAAAGAUAGCCAAGUUAAUGAAAAAACAAGCUGAGCCCAAGUGUAAAAAACAUCAGAAGGAAUAUUGUGUGGACACAGAUAGUGAGCUAAUGAGUGACCAUAGUCAUAAUAAUUUGGAAUUCCAGAAUAAAUUUAAGGAUUUUUUUGAAAAUAAAAUAUUUUAUGUUGACGAACAGCUUGAUAAGGAUUUAGUGAAGACUAUCAAACAGUAUAUUGUGGCUUAUAAUGGAAUUCUCGUAGAAGAUCUAGAAGUAUCCAUAGACUUUAUAGUAACAAACACCUCCAAUUACAAAACGUUCAAAGACUUGUAUCCCAGCGCCCUCUGUGUUGCUCCAGACUGGAUAUGGGAAUGUCAUAAUUUACAAAAACUCAUGCCAACAGAGGAUUUUAUCUUCGCGUAAGACUUUGUAUAAUAAUGUACUGCUUAAUCAAUAGUUUAAAUAAAAGGCGAGGCCACUUAGUGUAUAAGUUUCUCGUAAAUUAACAUCACAUUCUACUUGUAAGUUGACAAUUUUCUGAUCCCUGUUUGAUGUUGUGUAUAAAGGAAAUUCUAAUAGGUCGUCAGUUUGUGUUUGACCCUAGAACAUGUUCAAUUAAAUAAAUAAAAUUAUUAUUAAAUUGACUAGAAUUUCACCUUUUCUAUCCAGCUUAAAUAACAAUUUGGAACCAAAUUGAUAGUUCCAGAGUCACUUUUACACUCUCUUAAAGUAUCAUUCUCUAGCAGACCCCCUUCAAUAAGUAGAUCGGAUAAAAUAAUUGCAUUUCCACUGGAACGGUUCCAAGUUGUUCUCAAAAUUAGGUCUUCUAGGGAGACUUGAGAUGACCUUAAAUAAAAAUUGCCUGUAAUGGUUAUUUUAUUUUCGCAGAGUCUUUACCUGGCAAAAUCUUGCUUCGUACAAGCCAGAUAUGUUUCCGGAUUGAAAAACAUUGAUAAUUUCACAGGUUGUUUCAUUAAAUUGUCAAUGUUGGCCGAUUUCCAUUGCGACAAAAAUAUAGUUUUUUGUAGGACCUCUUGUAAGUAUUGACUGGGAUCUUUUGGCCCGUUCCAAACAUCAAGCCACGAUUUUGGAGUCUGAAAUUUUUGCAUUUUAUUAACAUUUGUCUGAAUAAAUUGCUAAUUUACCUGAGAUUUUAAAAUACAUUUAGCCACUUCAAUAUAGUUAUCAUCCGCUUCGAUAGUGCCUUUUGAUAUUUUAUUUAAAAUCAUGAAACAUUUAUGUAUAAUUUGUAUUAGGUUUAUUCCUUUUGCGUAUUCGUCAUAUACAAAACCUUCUAUGGCAGAAUCGCCUGUAUAAGUGUUGGAAAAACUUAGUUUUACAAAAUCCUGGCCUUGAUUCAAUUUUUUCCAUUUGUUGAAGUAGGGAUAUAAUUCCUUAAAAUUAAUGUCCUUGGGGGUUUGGUUUUGGUAAAAUCCUUUUAAUUGUUGAAUUAAUUUCAAUGAUAAAUGAUUUUCUCUUGCUUCAUCAAUGUUUUCUGGUAAACCAAACAUAGACGGAUGAUCUUUGUUUGGAAAUUGUUUAAUAAUUUGUAAAU